GCUAGUGCUAGCUAGCGAAGGUGGGUGAAAAAAGGUUCUUACAACCACAGGUCUUAUCCCUUCAUCCACCACACGCUUCGCCCCAUCUCAGAAACACUACUAUCUUUGGAACUCAAACAUGGCAAGCCUUCAGUUAACAACACCCUUCACUCUUUUCAGACAGAGGCACCCCACCACCAAGCUCUUCACUGCUUCUCAGUUCAACCCUCGGCCACGUCAUGGUAUGCGGCCACUGAGAGUGAGGUCGUAUAAAGUGGUGGUUGAGCACGAGGGGCGGUCCACUGAGCUGGAAGUUGAACCUGACGAGACCAUACUGUCAAAGGCAUUGGACUCUGGCUUGUCUGUGCCUCAUGACUGCAAGCUUGGAGUCUGCAUGACAUGCCCUGCACGUCUCAUCAGAGGAUCUGUUGAUCAGAGCGACGGAAUGCUCAGCGAUGACGUGGUGGAGCGUGGCUAUGCACUCUUGUGUGCUGCCUACCCUAAAUCUGAUUGCCAUAUUAAGAUCAUCCCAGAGGAAGAACUACUUUCGUUGCAGUUAGCCACAGCCAAUGAUUAGUCUGUUUUUGAGUUUUGAAUGAAGUUAAUACCAUGCUGCUGCUGGUUUUGGUUGAGUCUUUGCUUGUUUCUAAUAAUUGUUGUUGUCGCUCUGGGCUUAUCUAUACUUAUGUUUUAUUGUGUAGAUUUUUAUUGAUGCAUGAAAAUAGAACAUUUGAUUCAAAUUAGAAUA
Messenger RNA from Cajanus cajan (pigeon pea), 727 nucleotides. RefSeq names its product 2Fe-2S ferredoxin-like superfamily protein (gene FDC1). Gene Ontology annotation, cellular component: chloroplast. Gene Ontology annotation, molecular function: iron-sulfur cluster binding. The record is from RefSeq and is a predicted model, not a curated record. NCBI's taxonomy places the organism in Eukaryota, Viridiplantae, Streptophyta, Magnoliopsida, Fabales, Fabaceae.